GGUGAAAUCUUUGCCUGCAGCCUUUCGCAGACUAGAAGCAACAGGGUGAAAUAAUCCAGAGCUCCAGACUACAGUAUCUGGGCCUCUGUUGUCAAUCUCCCGUGUCAUCCAGAGAAUGUCUGGGCUCUUGUUCAUUUUCUGCAUCUAUGGCCUGGGUGCAUCAGCCUCCAGUACUCAGCCCAGGAAAAGCACAGAGAAGUGCCAAGACAUCAUCAGGCAUCCCAAACUUUACCUGCAGCUGGAAGGAGAACCCGCUGUAAUAAGAUGUCCUUAUUUGAGAUAUCAGAAGUUGAACUCCUCCAAAUUCCACUUUAAUAUAACAUGGCAUAAAAAUGAUUCUGGAAGGACAAUUCCAGAAAAACAAGAACGAACAAGAAUCUGGGCUGAAGGAGAGUCUCUCUGGAUUUUGCCAGCAUCAGUGGAGGAUUCUGGAAGUUAUAUUUGCACUGUGAGGAAUUCCUCUUAUUGUGCCCAAAUGUCCAUCCAGCUAACAGUAUAUGAUAAGGUCAAUGCCUCCUUGCCAUUCAAUUCAUACAAACAAAUUCUAUUCACUGCAACUUCUGGAAAGCUUGUAUGUCCUGAGCUGAGGAAUUUCAUCUCCAAAGACACUGCCCUGGAGGUGAACUGGUACAAGGAUUCUGUGCUUUUGGACAAAAACAGUGAGAAUUUCACAGUCGUGAAAGGAUCCCCCUUCCUCCUCAUAAAGCAUAUUUCUUUGGGAGACUCAGGCUAUUACAUCUGUGAAAUGAUUUUCACCCAAGAAGGCAAGAAAUACAACAUCACCCGAAGAAUUGAAUUACAAGUUAUUGAAAAGAAGAAGGACAUUGUUCCAGUGAUUGUGUAUCCGAAUCAGGAGACCAUAUUAACGGCGCUCGGUUCAAAACUGAUAAUCCCCUGUAAAGUAUUUCUUGGAUUAGGUGAGCAAUCCUCCACGUGGCUGAGGUGGACAGCUAACAACAGCCUCGUAACCAAUGUCUACAAAGAAGGCCGUGUAUCAGAAGGAGAGCGCCAGGAAUUUUCAGAAAAUAAUGAAAACUACAUUGAGGUGCCACUGGUAUUUGACCCAGUCUUAAAAGAGGAUAUGUACACAGAUUUUAAAUGUUUUGUUCAUAACACAGUUGGAUAUCAAAUGCUGCUAGCUAAAGUCAGAGAAGCACCCACUUUCUCCUGGUGGAUUGUGAUGGCUCCAGUCUUAUUGAUCUUCUCUGUACUUGGGGGCAUUUGGAUGCACAGAUGUUGGAAACAGAGAGCUGAAAAAGCAUAUGUCCUGACUCAUUCAGAAAUGCUCAGCAAUGAGGAUGAGCCCUCCACACCCUAAAAGAAGAAAAUAAAAGUGAUGGGGUUCCAUCCAUAUUCGUUUCUGUAGAACUGGCUGUUCCUUCAUAUGAGCCCUUCUUUCUGCCUUCUGGUGCCCCAGAACACCUGAAUUUCUGGGAAGACUUUUGACCAGGGGCAUAACUCUUGACUGAAAUGUAAAUUUUAGGACCUCGAAGCAGGUGCAUGUUACGUGUGUUUAUGAACUGUUCUGUACAGGUGCAAUAUCUCCGAUCUGUUCCAUACCUCAAAUGAAAAGGGUCUAUAGGAUGCCUUUGUGGCUAGGGCUAAGACAAAACUUUUAGGAGGAUGUUGAAGCAAAAAAUACUAGAAGUCACCCCCCGUGGAUUUUUUCCCAGUUUCUUCCUUCCUAGACUCCCCCAAAAAGUCCCAGGUUUUAAAAUACUUGAUGCACUUCCUA
Ornithorhynchus anatinus (platypus) is the source of this 1735-nucleotide messenger RNA. It is a transcript of the gene IL1R2, whose product is annotated as interleukin 1 receptor type 2. The coding region runs from base 116 to 1318 and encodes 400 amino acids. NCBI's taxonomy places the organism in Eukaryota, Metazoa, Chordata, Mammalia, Monotremata, Ornithorhynchidae. The transcript is spliced from 9 exons. The record is from RefSeq and is a predicted model, not a curated record. Gene Ontology annotation, molecular function: interleukin-1, type II, blocking receptor activity; interleukin-1 binding.